AUGCCCAACACCUCCGGAACCGCAACCACAAAAAUGGCCCAACUCCAAGCCCAGAGAGUCAAGGAGGAGAAAUGGCAGGUUGAUAGAGAGGAGGUGCAGAAGGCGGAGAAGGAGAAGGAGAAAAUGGAGGCAGUGGUAGUGGGGGAGGGGGCUGGAAUGCUAGUAUGGCAGGCAUGUGCCUGUGCCAAUUUCAGGGCAGCCAACCACCGGUGCAAGGAGGACGGGAAUGGGGUUGUGGGUCCCAGCAAGGGGAAGAGGAUGGCGGUGGAGUCGGAGGAGUUGGAGGUUGCAAAGUGCCCAACAAAGAGAAAGAAGACAGCAGCGCCCGUAGCGGAAAAGUUGAAGGAGGGUUGGCAGGCCCAGAUAGUGGGUCUGCUGGGAGCAUUGUUGGAGGAGCAGAGGGCCACCAGGCAGCUGUUGGCUGACCUGGGGGAGGAGAACCGGUGGAUCUGGUGUGGUCGGACUCCAAUGGGGAGUUGGAGGUGGGAGAAGAGGAGCUCAGGGUGCUUUGAGGAGAUGAAGCACUUCAACGUGCAUGGGUGGGGGGAGCAGGAGGAUGAAGAAGAGGAGGAGGAGGAAAAGGAAGAAGUGGGAAUGGGAGUUCCAGAGGCUUUGGAGUUGGAGGGGCAGGGUGAGGAGUAA
This is a messenger RNA of Serpula lacrymans var. lacrymans S7.9, 642 nucleotides long. RefSeq lists its product as uncharacterized. The record is from RefSeq and is a predicted model, not a curated record. The transcript has 3 exons. Lineage: Eukaryota; Fungi; Basidiomycota; Agaricomycetes; Boletales; Serpulaceae. Bases 1 to 642 code for a protein of 213 amino acids.